This is a messenger RNA of Capronia epimyces CBS 606.96, 1155 nucleotides long. RefSeq lists its product as uncharacterized. NCBI's taxonomy places the organism in Eukaryota, Fungi, Ascomycota, Eurotiomycetes, Chaetothyriales, Herpotrichiellaceae. The record is from RefSeq and is a predicted model, not a curated record. The transcript has a single exon. Bases 1 to 1155 code for a protein of 384 amino acids.
AUGAAGUUCAGCCUCGGUGGAAGUGGGAUCGACAUCAACAGUUAUCAGAAUGAGAAUCCUGAUCUGGGAGUCGCAAUCUAUCCGAGUCGAUCCCCUGACGACGCACCCUACUCGAUACAAGAAACCCCCUUGCGUUCUGCCAUCUUCAUUCCUGCCAGUUUCAAGUAUGGUGAAGAUGGGAAAACGCCAGUCAUCCUGGUCCCUGGCACAGGGAGCUAUGGGGGCGAAGCGUUUGAGAGCAAUUUCGCCAAACUCCUCAAGGCCAGUUCCUUCGGCGACCCGGUCUGGUUGAACAUUCCCGGUCGGAUGUGCGACGAAUCUCCCAAGAAUGCAGAACACGUGGCAUACGCCAUCAACUACAUCUCAACGAGAUGUCAAAAGAAGGUCGCGGUCGUGGCAUGGUCCCAGGGAAACCUAGCCACCCAAUGGUCAUUGAAAUAUUGGCCCAGCACUCGCGAACAAGUCAGCAACUUCAUAUGUCUGUCGGCCGAUUUCCGCGGGACAGUCAACGCCUGGGGCCUCACCCCCUUCAAGGGAACCCAGCCUGGCACUCCGGCAGUGUGGCAUCAGACUCGCAAUUCCAACUACAUCGCCACGCUGCGUUCCAAUGGAGGUGAUUCUGCCUAUGUGCCCACCACGUCGAUCUAUUCUGCGACAGAUGAAGUCGUUCAACCACAAUUUGGAGCAGCGGCCUCGGCACUAAUGAAAGAUGAUCGUAAUGUUGGAGUGACUAACUGUGAAGUGCAAGUCGCCGCCUUCCUGAAGCCCGCUGGGCUCGCAUAUUCGCAUGAGGGCAUCAUGUACCAUCCUCUCGCGUGGGCUUUGGCCGAGGACGCCAUCGUGAAUGGUGGACCUGGAAAGAUGGAGCGCAUCAAGAUGAGUGCUGUCUGUAUGCACCGAAAGGCUCCAGGACUUAGUCUUCUCGACGCUACCAAGACACAGGCCUUGAGUGCGUGGUGUUUGAAAAGUAUCUUGAUGUUCACUCCAAAACCGUGGGACGAGCCAGGUCUGCCACUUUACGCUGCAAAUGAAAAGAAAACCUAUGUUCCUGAUGAUGUUGUCGUACAAACCAAACAGACUGUCGCCAUUGUGGAAAACGAGGUCAUCGCUGCGGAAACAGAGGUCACUGUUGCUCCGACUGCUCCGACUGCUUAG